UGGCGCUACCUGAACGACUAGGACCAGGGGGUUGACUCGGUGCUUGGUGGCAUCGAUUUGCGAGCAAGUGUGGGGUGUUCGAUCGGGCGAGGGACCUUGGCCCAGUAUCGCUUGCCAUCAUCAUCAUCAUCAUCAACCUGCAGCUUUGGUGUAUCUCAUUUUCCUGCUUGCACACGUCAGACGAUUUCGCACAUUUUGACCAAAGCUGGUCUUGUUCUUCUCGAGAGCGGGAGACUGUGCUCUCCGUUGUUUUGUUCUUUUUUUUUUCCUUCGGUCGACCUUUCAGCGGCGUGCGGACCGCGCUCAGAGCUCCUGCCAAACGCGUCCAUCCAAGCGCCCUCUCUACCCCUGCUCGAAACCUUGGCUGACUGCGCAGUGUGCCGUGGCCGACCCGCUUUCUGGCUGAGCGGGUCCCCCUCCCUCCGCACCACCAGACGGGGAGGAGCCCAAGGACCCCAAACUCGUUUACCUUGACCUUGCUUGCGACACAUCCAACGCAAACCAUCAGAACACGCAACCCGCGAGCGUCGUCCUUCCGUUGUUUCCAGCAGCAGCCAUGGAGCAAUGGCAGGCGUACAACGACCCUGCCGGCGCCGGCGGCCCGCGACGAUACAAUGGAAGCACUGGCAAUCAGAUGUCACCCCGAGACUUUGGUAGCAGCGGCCAGAACCCGGCGCAACAACCCCCGGCGGGCUUCAAGUACGAUAACUACCAAGGCGGCCUAAACCCGCACCAGACGACAUCGUCAGCAGCAUCGCCCAUGUCGAGCCCUCAUCUGCGCGACGGUAACGGCGACGUCCCGAUGCAGGACUCGCACGAUUCCUACGGCAGCCUGAGCACCAGCGCCAAGUACCCCAUGCGGCCCCAUCAUCAACACCAUCUCUCGAGCGGCCGCACCGCCAACCUUCAGCAAGAGCCCUCCGCUGCCGCACAGCGAUACUCGCCCAUGGAGGUCAUGUCCCCAACGUCACCUUACGGCCCCAAGACGGCCAGCUCCGGCCAGUUUUCGCAGCAGCCCGCGCAGAGACAAUCGCCCACCCGCUCCUCGGACUAUGCCCCGCAGCAGAGCCCGUACUACGGCAGCCGCCAGGCAGCUCCUCAACUACCACCCAUCAACCAAUACGCCAAUAACCAGGAAACAUACUCGCCGUCGGCCAUGACUCCCAUGGAUGGCUCAUAUGCGGACCCAAAGUCGCCCAAACGAGCCCCGCCGCAGUCGGCCACGCAUGACAGGGGGCCGGUGCCCGAGUUCAGGCGCAUCCGGGCGCCGACCGACCUGAAACCCAAGGUCAACGACCAACCGCCGUUCCGACGAGCGAAUCCCGAAGGCGGCUUCAUCAGCCCCCUGCAAGCGCUUACCGUGCAACUCCCCGCCACUUACCGGAUCUGUAACCCCGCGUUCAAGUACGAGUCGUCGCGCAAUCCACGCCGCGUCCUGACGAAGCCGAGCAAGGGAGUGAAGAACGAUGGCUACGAUAACGAAGACAGCGAUUACAUCCUAUACGUCAACGACAUCCUUGGUUCGGAGGAAGCUGGACACAAGAACCGGUAUCUGAUCCUGGACGUUCUUGGCCAGGGUACCUUCGGCCAAGUCGUGAAGUGCCAAAACAUGAAGACGCAGGAGGUCGUCGCCGUCAAGGUCAUCAAGAACCGCACGGCAUAUUUCAACCAGAGUAUGAUGGAGGUGUCUGUUCUUGAUCUGCUUAACACCAAAUUAGAUAAGAACGACGACCACCAUCUGCUGCGGCUCAAGGAUACAUUCAUUCACAGACAGCAUCUGUGCUUGGUGUUUGAGCUGCUCAGCGUGAAUCUGUACGAGCUGAUCAAGCAGAACCAGUUCCGGGGUCUCAGCACAACCCUUGUCCGCGUCUUUGCUCAGCAGCUCCUCAAUGGAUUGGCCUUGCUGAACAAGGCAAGGCUGAUUCAUUGCGAUCUCAAGCCGGAGAACAUCCUCCUAAAGAACCUCGAAAGCCCGAUCAUCAAGAUCAUCGAUUUCGGGUCCGCAUGCGAUGAACGGCAGACGGUCUAUACAUAUAUCCAGUCUAGAUUCUACCGGUCGCCUGAGGUUCUUCUCGGCUUGCCGUACUCUUCAGCCAUCGAUAUGUGGUCGCUGGGUUGCAUCGUCGUCGAGCUGUUCCUCGGCCUGCCCCUCUUCCCGGGUUCAUCCGAGUACAACCAGGUCUCCAGGAUCGUCGAGAUGCUCGGAAACCCUCCAAAUUGGAUGAUUGAGAUGGGCAAGCAGGCCGGAGAGUUUUUCGAGAAGAGGCAGGACGAGUUCGGCCGGCGGACUUACCACCUGAAGAGCAUGGAGCAGUACUCGCGCGAACACGGCGUGAAAGAGCAGCCUAGCAAGAAGUACUUCCAGGCGAACACGCUACCCGAAAUCAUCAAGUCGUACCCGAUGCCGCGGAAGAACAUGAAACCGUCGGAAAUUGAGAGGGAGAUGAAUAACCGCAUCGCCUUUAUCGAUUUCGUCAGGGGCUUGUUGACCAUCAAUCCGCUUGAGAGAUGGUCCCCGCAGCAGGCAAAAUUGCACCCUUUCAUCACUCAACAAAAGUUCACAGGCCAGUUCGUGCCACCCAUGAACCUCAAAUCGAGCGCUUUGAACCGGUCGCCGGCUCCUGGCACACAACAGCAGCUACAGGCCGAAGCCCUGAGCAAGCAGAGGGCGCAGGCUGCUCAGGCUCAAGCCCAGGCAAGCACGGCGGCCAAAGGGGCCUAUGGGUCGAUGGGUCCGGUACAAUACCAGCAACAAGGCCACGCACAGCAACAACCACUCUAUGGAAGCAACAACAUGUACACCCCGACAAACACGCACCCCGGAGCGCCGCCACCAUACAGCGGCCAGCAGGGCGGAUACGGCCAGAUGGGUAUGGGACAGACGGGGGUGCAAAUGCCGCCAGCCAACUACACCCAGUCCAAUAUGUACGCCCAGCAGAACCGACCCAGGCAGCGUGCCUCAACAAUGGAACAGCAGAGCGGCAUCCCCGCCUCGAUUCAAAGGGUCGCCAGUCAUCUGGAUCCCAACCAGCCCAUUCGACUUCAACCAAGCCCUGCUUAUUACCCUCCGCCUCCAGAAGGACUCGCCGGCAUGGACCACCAAACUUCAAAUAGGCAGCCCAGGAGAGGAAGCCGAGCACAGCAAACGGGUCGUGGCAACCGCGACUUUAUCCGGAACCUGGAGGAGAGGACGCUGGAGGAAGGGUUCAUGGGCAGCGGUCAGAGCCCGUGGCAUUGAGAUUGCUCCGGGCGAGCAGGGCGGCAAAACUUUUUAUGUUACUUGGAUAUUGCUUAAGGCGAGGACUUGAGAGUGGGAAGCCGGGGCAUGACGUUAUGGGAUUCCCACU
This is a messenger RNA of Thermothelomyces thermophilus ATCC 42464, 3347 nucleotides long. RefSeq lists its product as uncharacterized. Gene Ontology annotation, molecular function: ATP binding; protein serine/threonine kinase activity; protein tyrosine kinase activity. The transcript is spliced from 5 exons. Gene Ontology annotation, biological process: peptidyl-serine phosphorylation; peptidyl-threonine phosphorylation. Gene Ontology annotation, cellular component: nucleus; cytoplasm. Bases 557 to 3238 code for a protein of 893 amino acids. NCBI's taxonomy places the organism in Eukaryota, Fungi, Ascomycota, Sordariomycetes, Sordariales, Chaetomiaceae. The record is from RefSeq and is a predicted model, not a curated record.